CAGCAGGCCUUGUUUAUCGUCUGCGCGCCGUUCGCGUUUGUAAUGCCACUUCUCGUCAUUUUUUUGCUUUUAUGCCUAUAGUGAACCGUGUGUAAUUGUUUGAGGAUGCAAUUCGGAUCUCAGCCGUAAAGAACUCCCAAGUGGCGAUGAAAUUUUCUUGAUGUUAGUGAUAAUUCGGGCCAUAUAUUUCCCAUGUGACACAAGAGGAAUAAAUAGAAUGCAGAAUGCACUGAACGUUACCACUUCAGGAUGCUGCUCUUUUUUCAGAAGUAAACUGCCAGCGAUUGCUUUGGAUUUCAACCUUUCCUUCCUGCAAAGUGUUCCUGGCAUUUUCAAAAUUGCACAUACUGUACUUGGUUUGAUCUGUCUCUCUGUGAUAGCACACUAUUCUCAGCUGUUUCAUCCAUUAACCGGAAGUGCUUUGGGACUUCUCUGCAGUAAGAGCGCCGCCUAUUUCCUUCUCGUAUCAUAUGCCUGCUUUGUGACGUCAUUGGUACUUCUCGUGUCGAGCGUCUUGUCUUACUGCACUGCCUCAUUUUUGCCCAAAACUGCUUUUGAAUUCGCAUAUCAUCUUGUUGCCUGCAUCACGUACCUAUCUUCAAGUCUUAUUUUAUUGCUGUCGUUGGUUAUCAAAGACAAAGGCAAUGCUUCUUACAGAGAACCUGCAUUUGAAGCAAAAGUAUCUGUGUCGGUAAUGGGUUUGAUAAACAGUAUCUUGUAUGGCGUUAGUACUUAUUUUUCAUAUCAGUCUCAGAAGCAGAUGGCCUAAGAAGUGUUAAUCGUUUCCAGAGUUAAAUGUACUGUGAUUGUUGAGGAUUUCUUUUCACAAGGACUAUUAGCAUUUGAUAUUGUGAAAGAAUAUUCAAUAAAUGUUAUAAUUUCUCAAAUGUAUAUACUAUAUUUUUCUGUUAAGAUAUUCACCCAAAGUUCUAUUUCUUUUAAUUUUCUCUGAAACCUUCAUUUCUUCAUUUUGCUUACGCAAUAAUGCUUAGCGUACUUAAACCUCAUAUAUCAUAAUUUAUAAAAAUCGUUAUUAUAUUCAGAUUUAUUUAUGAAUGUAAUUUUUAUACUUCCAUUAUGAUCUAUCAUUUUUGUGAACUUAAAUGUUUUUAGAAUUUCGAUGUACUUAAUUGUGCUUUUCUAUUAACAGUUUCAUUUCAGUAUUAUACAAGAACUAUGCGAUUGAGAUAUAAAAUUAUAUAUUUAUAAAAGAAAUUGAAUUAAAUUUUUAUGUUUUGGUUUGUUAGGAAAUUUAUAACGUUCAUUUAGAAUUUCCAAGUACGUAAUUCAAGUAUGCUUAUCAACACUAUUAUUUGAAGCCAUAUUUCGAUCAGUUAUAUGAGAACCCAUGUAACUAAUGUGCUUUAAAAUAAAAUAUUUUGUUAGAACCUUGGAGCUUAUUUAUCAGACAUGACUGAUCCAUGGAAGUAGAAUUCUUUCAUCUCUGUCAGAGCUUGAAAACUUGUCAAUGAUGAAUUUAUUUUGAAAUAAAAUAUGAUUUAUAAGCAGUG
Messenger RNA from Stegodyphus dumicola, 1511 nucleotides. RefSeq lists its product as uncharacterized. Gene Ontology annotation, cellular component: membrane. The record is from RefSeq and is a predicted model, not a curated record. Lineage: Eukaryota; Metazoa; Arthropoda; Arachnida; Araneae; Eresidae.